UUCUCUCCAUGCCAUGACUAGAGGAACACAGACCUGAGAGGAUUUGAACCAUCUACACCCAAUCUAUGUGGGACCAAUGGAGAAGGACCAGCCCCAAACAAUUAAUGAACACACCAAAAAUGAGCCUCAGCAGAAUGAGGAGCUGAUCUUGAAAUCUUUACUGCCAGCACCAUCACCGAACUUAGAGAAGGCAGAGGCUAAACAAGAGAAUAUAGCUGCAACAAAGGGAGUAGAUGAUGCUAAUAAGAGACUCAGAGCAAUCCCAAGAACCCAAAACAGGCUUCCCGUCAGUAAUCCAGAAGUAGUAAAGGUCCAGGCCUGGUGGCGGGGCACCCUGGUGUGCAGCACACUGCUGCACGUGGCUCUCAGAGUGUGGAUCAUUCAGGGCUGGUGGAGGCAUAAGCUGGUGAAGUUGCAUGAGAACAGGCAGCGGACAGCUCUGGAGAACUUUACACGGAAGGAGUCAGUCAGGCUGCAGUCCUGGGUCCGCAUGUGGCGCAUCUGUUGGCGCUACUGCCAUUUGCUCAACGCUGCCCACAUCAUCCAGGCCUACUGGAGAUGCCACUCCUGCGCUUCCCAGGAUUUCAUCAACGGCCACUACAGAGUCACGGCCAACCAGCUGCAUCUCGAACUCGAGAUCUUGCUGGGCUCAGGGCCUUGCACUGUGACGGAGUGUAUUCCCCUUCCAAUAAAGCAGUGAAGUGGUC
This is a messenger RNA of Lipotes vexillifer (Yangtze River dolphin), 707 nucleotides long. Its product is annotated as IQ domain-containing protein F1. NCBI's taxonomy places the organism in Eukaryota, Metazoa, Chordata, Mammalia, Artiodactyla, Lipotidae. The record is from RefSeq and is a predicted model, not a curated record. Gene Ontology annotation, molecular function: calmodulin binding.